Molecule: messenger RNA, 3537 nt
Organism: Mugil cephalus (flathead mullet)
Lineage: Eukaryota; Metazoa; Chordata; Actinopteri; Mugiliformes; Mugilidae
Product: protein translocase subunit SecA-like
Exons: 2
Coding region: 1-3537 (1178 amino acids)
Biological process (GO): protein targeting; protein import
Cellular component (GO): membrane
Molecular function (GO): ATP binding; ABC-type protein transporter activity; protein binding
Source: RefSeq, a predicted model, not a curated record
AUGGAUGAAUCUGAUAGACUUACCCAUCAACCCAUUGCUCAUUGUUUGUUUCCUGAAGAAGAGGUUCUGAACAAGCUGCAAGGACUGGUGACCAAUAUUAAAUGGAGUCCAGCUGCUGUUGUUGACUUAUUUAAAGCUCUUUUAAAGCGGUUUCAGUCAACGUCAUCAAGCCAUACAGAUUUACCCUCAUGGAUGAUGGAAAUGUUGCACUGCAUAGAGAUUCAUUAUAUUACGUCCAGCUGGAAGUCUAAAACAGGGAAGACUCUUAUGGAGCUGGUCCAGGACGAAACUGUAACAGAUGAACAUGUCAAGCAGUGUUUAGCUGAUGACACAGAGAAGACACUAGAGGAAAUUCUGGAGGAAAUCCGCCAAGAGAAGUUAAACCACAUCGAUGAAAAGCUUUUAGAUGAUGUGAGAGACAUUGUAUCAUCAGUUGAUAAAAAGACGGAGAACGGAGUGAACGGAGAACGGAGUGAACUGAAAAGAGACUUGGAGAAGCUCUGUACGGCAGUGUUUAAAACAGCUAAAUUCAAACCACGACUAACACAGAUGGUGAGCUGGUGUCUCAUGGCUCUUUCCAAAACAGGACGUUUAAUUCAAGUUGGUACUGGAGAGGGGAAGUCAUGUAUAGUGGCAAUGUUUGCAGCUUUUCGGGCCAUGAGAGGAGAAACAGUUGAUAUCAUGUCCAGUUCAUCAGUGCUUGCAGAAAGAGAUUUGAAUGAAUGGAGAAACUUUUAUAAAUGUUUAAAAAUCAGUGUAGACUGCAACACCAAUAAAACUGAUGAAAACUUAAAAAAGUGCUAUAAAUGUCAGGUUGUUUAUGGUACUGUAGAAGAGUUUGCUGGAGACUGGCUAAGGCACCACUUUGAAAGAAUGGAUAUAUUUGGACAAAGGAAAUUUCAGUGUGCAAUUGUGGAUGAAGUGGACUCUUUAAUGCUAGACAAGGGCCAUCAUGUGGUCUAUUUAAGUAGUGACAUGCCUGCAUUGCAGCAUCUCAACUCACUCCUGGCCUUCAUAUGGGCCACUGCUAAUCAGUUCACUAAGAUUGGCACAAAUACUCUGGGACAAAAAUAUCCCUUUCAUCAAGUUGUUCUUGAAAACAUAAAGGGCAAAAAUGUUGAUGAGUUCACUGUUCUUCAAAUAGCUGAGGACACAGGUUUACUGGCAAAGGGUUCAGUCAGUGAUCUAAGAAUAAACCCAGAGCUAUUAACUGAAAAGUCUACAAGUGUUACUGUUGACCAGCUGGCUGUGUUCUUUGAGGUAGUUGAGAGGAGAUUCCCAUCAUGUCAGUUUUCUCUGCACUGCAUCAACAACAAUGGAGAAUUAGAAGAAGUGAACAAAAGACCACAGACAGGAAAUGAAGGCAAACAGACAGUGUCAUUGGUUUUAGUUAAAGGAGGCUUCUGUCAGUACAUGUAUUCUGACAGUAACAGUCUGCUGGAAGCUGCAGAAGCACAAAUAAAACGUGCUCUUCAUUUUACACCAUGUGAACUGAGCUAUGCUAAAAGUAGAUGCUACGUUCCAGGCUUCCUCUCAGAUCUGGUGAACUCUAAGCUCAAAGUUUGGAUUGAAAAUGCAUUCCAUGCACAAACCAUGAAAAAGGACCAUGAAUACAUCAUAGAGACACAUGGAAUAGUGCCCGUAGACUUCAGCUGUACAGGUGUUGUUGAAAACAACAUGAAAUGGUCAGAUGGACUCCAACAGUUUCUUGAAAUGAAACAUGAGUCUAAGUUGAGUGACAUGACAGCCAUCACAAACUACAUGUCCAAUGUUGGUUUGCUUCAGAAGUAUGGACAUCAGAUCUAUGGACUGUCUGGGACUCUUGGUCAACAAGCAGAGACUGAGACUUUACAGAAAAUCUAUAAAGGCAUCAAAACCUGUCAGAUCCCUUCAUUCAAACGCAGAAAGCUCUUUGAGGUUGAAGGCUUGGUCCUAGAUGAUGAAAAAGAAUGGAGAAAAAAAGUCUGUGAUGUUGUUGCUGCACAAAUCAAACCUACAAGUUACAGAGGCCAAAGAGCUGUGCUGGUCAUCUGUGAGACCAUCGAAAGAGCAAAACUUCUCCAUGAUGCUCUAGGAGGUAAAGCCCCCAACAAAAAGCUUUACAUAAACAACAACAUGGACAACAGUGCAGUCACUGACCAGACGCUCGAUUCAGCUGUAGUCAUCAUAGCAACAAACCUCGCAGGACGUGGAACAGACCUCAAGGUUUCUGACUCAGUAAAGUCAGCUGGAGGUUUGUUUGUCGUGCAAACUUUCCUUCCCAAGAAUGCUCGUGUGGAGGCACAGGCUUUUGGUCGCACUGCAAGACAAGGAUCUCCUGGAUCUGCCCAACUCAUUGUCUGUUCCAGUCAUCUGCCAGAACCACUUCAACUGCUGGUUUUGAUGAAGAAGGUUCAAUCUUUAUUGGAAACUUUGACAGAUUUUUCUCCACUUCACCGAGCUCAGUUUGUGAUGCUGUUGAGGUUGUUUCAAAAAGGCCACAUUGAUGAAAAGACUGAAGAAAUGUCUUUGACACUGUCACAUAUUUUAACUGAAAAUUCCAAGUCAGAAAUAAAGAUUGUUAAACAGGUCAGAGACAACUCGGUGGCUAAACAACUAUCUAGUUAUUUGGAGUGUGACACCCCAAAUUUAAAGAAGAAGGAAGAGCUCUUCAGUCGGUAUCUGAAUAUAUUAGAUGAUGUUUACAAAAGCAGUAACAACAAGCCAGCAGCUUCUGAUUUGUUGGCGCUGAAUGAAUUUUGGGGAAUGUGGCUCCUCACACAUUUCAAUGUGAAAUACUCGGUAGAAGAGUUGAAAACAAGACUGAAUGGAGACCUGCAUGAAGCCAGGAAAAAACUCAGUCAGAGAGAAUCACCCUCAUCAAACCUGUACCACUACACUGCUUUUGGAAAUGAACUUCGUCAAAAUGGAAAUCUUGGAGAGAGCAUCAAGAUGUACAGUAAAGCCAUAGAGAAGGACAAGUGUUGGGCAGCAAUUGCAUAUUACAACCGUGCUUUUGCAGCUUUGACCCAACAAAACAGACGUCAGGAUCCAGCCUGCCUUGAUCGAGCUCUGGAAGAUUUACAAAAUGCAUCAAGAUCUGUAGAGCUUUACUGUGAACAACUUGAGGUCACUCAUAGAUACUCAACACAAACCAAUGACCUCUCCAAUGACUCAGUCACAAGGUUUGACAACCACAUCAUAGCCAGAUACACAGUGCUGAUGAGUUUCAAGGAGAAUAUUAGUGAGGCCAUAAAGAAGGUAGACAGGGCUAGAGACAUAGGUGGGAAUGUAAAAGUAGAGGAAAGUGAUGUCUACUUCCUGGUUCCAUUAGUGUAUCUCUUGCCUUUGGCAGUCCUUUCAACAGAAUCAGUGCGUGUGGUCUGCUCUAGAGACCCUCUGAAGACCUACCAACUCAUAAGCCAUCCAUCAUUUGACAUUUUCAUUGAACUGAAGUGUCUAAAGUCUCUGGGCCUGACUCAUGUUUAUACUUUAGACACACUGUUCUCUCUAGGUGGCUUUUUUUCAAAGAUAGGAUCUUUGUACGCCAUCGAGUAG